Haliotis rufescens (red abalone) is the source of this 1615-nucleotide messenger RNA. RefSeq lists its product as uncharacterized. The transcript is spliced from 2 exons. Bases 201 to 977 code for a protein of 258 amino acids. The record is from RefSeq and is a predicted model, not a curated record. NCBI's taxonomy places the organism in Eukaryota, Metazoa, Mollusca, Gastropoda, Lepetellida, Haliotidae.
ACUGAGUAGGGAUAGGGGACUCACAGUUUAGGGAGUAUAUAUGUUACAAUUUCGUUUAAUUAAUCUAAACUACCUUACUCUCAGCACAGGUUCAAUAGGCAUGAGAUUAACUAUGUAAACUAUGGAGUAGCUUAAUUGUCUUACUGUAUGAUCAGUUGAAGGAGUUGAGUUGAGAUUAUCUAAUCAUCAAACAAAUAAAAAUGAUCUUUGGGUACGUAUCAUUAUCAGUAUCGAUGAUGGCUGGUUUAAGGAAAGUAGAGUACAUCACCUCUCGGCGUGGAAGUAAGCAGUUGAUAUCAGAUGGAUAUAUUUACAACAGAAACCGUGAGAGGCAAACCUGCACACAUUGGAGCUGUGUCGUCAAGACAUGCAAUGGGAAAUGUACGACUGUCGGUGACUUUCUUCGCAAUCAGUCGGAACAUAACCAUCCACCUAAAGAUGAAACCAGAGUGACCUUUGUCAGCAAUCUUCGUAAAAGAGCGCGAGAAGAAACCACACAGAUGCAGGCAUUGUACGAGGAGCAAGUCACUCAAGUAGAUGAAGCCAGCAUCCCAGCGAUGCCAUCAUUUCAGAGCGUGAAAAGUGCACUUUACAGGCAUCGUCGCAAGACCAUUCCAGCGUUACCCAGGUCGCGGUCAGCAGUAGACAUUGAAGACAAAUGGUCCGAGACAACAGAUGGACGUCCCUUUCUACUGUUCAGCGACGGCGACGAUGACAAGAUCUUGGCGUUCUCCACUGCAGAACAGAUACAAGCCCUCCAGGAAGCUGACACCCUUUACAUGGAUGGUACCUUCACAGCAUGUCCAGGUUUAUGGGAUCAAGUAUACGUCAUUCAUGCCAGAGUUGGUCAAAACACCUUCCCUCUAGUGUUCGCCCUUUUGCCAGAUCGUCAAGCAACAACCUAUGGCCGGCUUUUUCGACAACUGAAGACAGAGCGACUCAACAGACUAAUGUCACCUAGCAUCGAUCGACUUUGAACAGGCCGUUGUCAGCGCGAUCGAGACAGAGUUUCCGCAAGCAGUGAUCAAGGGAUGGUUUUUUCAUUUCACCCAGGCUAUUUGGAGAAAGACUCAAAAUCUUGGACUUGCAGUCAUGUAUAAGGAGGACCCCCGUGUGACCCAGUGGAUUCGACGAGCAGCUGGGCUAGCUCUGCUGCCCAUUCCCUUUGUUCAGGAUGCGUGGGUUCAAGCUAUGCAGUCGACACCAGAUGUGCCUAGAGCUGUGGACUUUAGCGACUAUAUUGUGAGAACCUGGGUAGAUGAUGACGCCAGAUUCUCAAUGUGCAUGUGGAACCAUUUCGAAACUGAUGGACCCAGAACCAACAACAACCUUGAGGGAUUCCACAGCCGACUGAACUACCUACUGCCACAUGUUCACCCUAACAUCUACAGAUUCAUUGAAGUCAUCCAGAAAGUCGAGUUCAAUGAAAGGACUAAGGUGAUGCAAUUGAACUUUGGUGCGGCACCACGCUGCCGCAAGAGAAUCUACAGAGAGACAGAGAACCGCCUGGUACGCCUCAAAGAUCAGCUGCAGCAGGGUGACAAGUCUGCUAUUGAGUAUUUAGAUGCUUGUGGACACUUCCUUCUUUAAAACUGUAAAAGUUAUUAAAUGUAAA